UACCCUUCUCCAUACAGAUUACCUUCGAGGAAGGUGUGACUUGUUUCCCGCACACCAUCUCUCCUUUUGCCUGUCCAAACCUCCACCUCUCCGUGUUUCAAGAGCUCGCACGCCUUCUCGAAAAGACGCAAACCGACUUUCAGCCCAACCAAAGACCCUGUUCCAUCCCACCGGAAUACCUGGGCCGUUUUGUGUUGCUGUUGCUGCUGCUGCCGCGUCUCGCCUUGGGAGCUCCCGUGUUUACAGUCCCGGGCCGUCAUUGUUUACUUCGGUCAUCUUCACGACCGUAUCAAAUCCCGCCUAAACAAUCGGAGCGAAAACCAUCGACGGAAAAAGGAGAGCAGCUCGAAUCCGGCCUCACAAUGGCUGCGUCGUCCAACCCCGCAAUUUCCCGCAGUGGCUCGCCCGCACCGGACUCUGUCCCUCGGCCAGCUCUCGGAGGCCACUCGGGUGCGUCGCGUUGUCUUUCGACCGGUUCGACCAUGUCGCACGGUUCUGCAACUACCGAAGCUUCCCAUUAUCGAGAAUCCUUGGGUAGCGAUGGGUCUACCUUUUCCCGCCACUCGUCAGCGAGCUAUCGCCUUUCCGACAUCAGCGUCAACGGCGAUCAGCUACGGCCCCGAGACUCGACUUGCAGCGCACCAGACACACCGAGGGGGAGGAGCCCAAGCAGGCGUCGGGGUUACAUGCGCCCGCAGGGCACUGACUUUGCCGCCAGCGCCCGGGCGCGGGAAAGUGUGCUCAGCCUGGGCAGCAUCACCCAUCUGCAGUAUUACUUUGCCCGGACCGGCUUGCUGGACGGCAAGGGGGGGCGAUUGGCUCGGAAACGGGGCGACAAGGCGCACACUCUGGACCUGUCGUCGCUCGAUCCCAGCGUGUUCCUGUCGCCCAAGUCAAGCAGCGACCACGACUCGAGUUAUGCAUCCAUGGGGAGCAGCCCGGAACUGACGUCGCUUGGCGGGUUCGCCAGCGCGAUGGGGCUAGGCGCUGGCCCGAUGGUCGAGUCUCCUAUCUCAGAGUAUCACCCGGAUCACCCAGAUCCGCAAGACGAAGAUUACUUCUCGGACGAAUUAGAGAUCGACCCGAACAUGCCGCCGCCCACAACUAGCACCUACAACCACCGCGAGAAACAUGUGCCGAAACCGCCCUCGAUCGCCGAGCUGAGGUCCGACCUAACGAAGUCGCUCGACGUCGCCGAGCAGACCCUGCGCGAGUCCAAGAGCGGAAAAGUACCCCCGGGGCUCACCAUCCGCAUCGAGUCGGCAGAUGCUCAGCCCGAAAACCCACGGCGGCCCUCAAUCCCAUCCGCCGGAUGGUACGAGAUCCAGGGGAUGAACAUCCUCGACGUCAUGACUCUAGCCAUCAGGGCCGCCAAGAUCUACUACACCUCGCACGACCGACCCGACCGCCUCGAUGCUAUCAAGUCGGAGAAGGUUCUGCGCGGCGAGCUGCUGUCGGUCAUGGAUAUUCUCAAGCGCAUGGCCACUAGGGGUUUUGCCGGCGGCAUGCGAGACGACGAGUUCCGCACCAUGGAUAGCUGGAUCGCUAGUGUACGCGCCAUGCUGGUCAACGAGGACGCUAUGGAGGCCAAGGAGAUCGCCGAGCGGUCGUCGUGGGCCUGGCUCAACCCGGAAGGCUGGGAAGGCCGCGAGUUCGAGCGCGAAGAGGCAUUUAUGCGGUCCAUGCUCAAGGGUCCCGAUCCAAUCGAGAACAUGCCCGUCAUACCGGAGUGGAAGCCCAUUGACCGGACUCUGCCCUUGGAAUCGCAAUCCCUCCCGACACCCUUCCUCGCCGCGCUCUCCAACGGCCAGCGCCUGGUCCAACUGCACAACUGCUCAGUCCGCAAAUCCCGCCGUCGCUUCGGCGCCAUCCCCAACUUCUACGCCAACACCCAGAAGCCAUACCGUGGCGCGGAUAACCUGCGCUACUGGCUCAAGGCAGCCGAGCUGCGCUGGGAGGUAAUGCUCAAGGCCGACCCGCUCGGCCUGCAGUACAACACCGGCCCGGAACUCUGGGUCGAUUUCGAGGACGCCGUACUCCAGUGGUGCCGCAAGGUGCGCGAAGAGAUCGCCGCCGAGCUGCGGGAGCCGGAGCCGACGUCGCCUGCGUAAUAAUCACUGCUGCAACCUGCAGGCGGUGCGCAAACAGACAAAGGGGAUAGAAAGAGUGUGUGGUUAUUUACGACUGGAAAGACGUUAUGACUUCUUUUCCUGGCUGCCUUCAGCCGCAUGCUCGACCCAUUUAUUCAUUCAGCUUCCGCUUUUUUCGGAUGGUCGAGCUAUACUUCUCAACUCAACACCCUUUUUAGCCAGCCGCGACUGGCUUUGUUUACAACGCUUCUAUUUGCACCAUCCGCCCAACGACCCCUGAAAUGCGCAUUCUGUCAAC
Chaetomium fimeti is the source of this 2388-nucleotide messenger RNA. RefSeq lists its product as uncharacterized. The transcript has a single exon. Bases 363 to 2111 code for a protein of 582 amino acids. NCBI's taxonomy places the organism in Eukaryota, Fungi, Ascomycota, Sordariomycetes, Sordariales, Chaetomiaceae. The record is from RefSeq and is a predicted model, not a curated record.